This is a messenger RNA of Neltuma alba, 1168 nucleotides long. Its product is annotated as short-chain dehydrogenase reductase 2a-like. The coding region runs from base 50 to 964 and encodes 304 amino acids. Gene Ontology annotation, molecular function: oxidoreductase activity, acting on the CH-OH group of donors, NAD or NADP as acceptor. NCBI's taxonomy places the organism in Eukaryota, Viridiplantae, Streptophyta, Magnoliopsida, Fabales, Fabaceae. The transcript is spliced from 2 exons. The record is from RefSeq and is a predicted model, not a curated record.
UCUCUCUGCGUCUGUGAGGUCCCAGGACGCUCCGUUUAAGAGCUCAGCCAUGGUUGCCGCCGAAGUAAUGCCCGAGACAAACCUCCAGAGUGUCUCUCUAAUGGCAAAGGACCACACUUUGUCUUCCCCCAGAAGAUUGGAAGGAAAAGUGGCUAUAGUGACCGGAGGAGCGAGAGGAAUAGGGGAAGCAACGGUAAGAUUGUUCGUGAAGCAAGGAGCCAAAGUUGUGAUCGCCGACGUUGAAGACGCACUUGGAUCUUUACUUGCAGAGGCAUUAUCUCCUUCAGCCACGUUCUUCCACUGUGAUGUCAGCUCCGAAGACGACGUGGAAAGCUUAGUGAAAUCCACAAUCUCUCGGUACGGCCAGCUCGAUAUAAUCUUCAACAAUGCCGGGAUGUUAGGAAACCAGUCAAAGAACAAGAGCAUCGUCAACUUCGACUCCGACGAGUUCGACCGAGUCAUGCGAGUGAACGUGAAGGGUGUGGCUCUCGGAAUCAAGCACGCGGCGAGAGUGAUGAUUCCCCGGCUAUCUGGGUGCAUCAUAUCGACGUCAAGCGUCGCCGGAGUUAUGGGAGGACUCGGUCCUCAUGCUUACACAGCUUCAAAGCACGCCAUAGUUGGGCUCACGAAGAACACAGCUUGUGAGCUGGGGAAAUAUGGGAUUCGGGUUAACUGUAUAUCGCCAUUCGGGGUGGCGACUUCGAUGCUGGUGAAUGCGUGGAGAAGCGGAGACGACGGAGAAGAUGAAGCAAGUCUGAACUUUGGGUUGCCAGUGGAAGAGGAAGUGGAGAAGAUGGAGGAGUUCGUGAGAGGAUUGGCGAAUUUGAAAGGGACAACGUUGAAGGCGAAGGAUAUUGCAGAAGCUGCACUUUAUCUCGCGAGUGAUGAAUCAAAGUAUGUAAGUGGCCAUAAUCUGGUGGUUGAUGGUGGAAUCACCACUUCAAGAAAUUGUGUUGGCCUCUAAUCUUAGUUUUGAUUAAUUUAGCUUUGGAUUAGACCUAUCUUUAGUUGUAAUAUAUGCUUUCAAUUAUUACUUUAUAUAUAGCUCUCUGCUAUCUUCCCCCUAAGAGGGAAACAUUCACUGUGGUUUUAGUUGGUCAUGUUUUAUUUUUAUAGUUGUGGUUCAACAUGUAAAGGACUUGUUUAGGAUGUUGAUCUUUUGGUAUUG